AUGAGGCUCAGCUCAUCCCUCUACAUCCGCAAGCUGCUGGCCUCAAUCCACCCUCCGAUAUCACCCCAGUCGCCCCGCGAGUCAAAGCAGCUCCUCAAUGUCCUCGAAUCCGCCUUCCAACGACACCUGGAUGAGAAGCAUCCUUCGCCCAAAGCCGGCCACGAUGCUCAUCAUGCCUCAGAGUCUAUUCCCGAUCCCGCUCAAAGGGUGACCCAUUCCACCCACUCUCAUCUAGAUACCAUUCUCGGGCAUCCUCUCUUCAAGCAACAGUCUCUUACAUUUCUCCAAACCCGCGGGCUGGCUGCGACAGCGGUGAAGACCUUCGACAACGCCCUGCUGAAGAAAGCACUCGAUUCGUACCUCGUCCAGUCAUGCGCCCUGCAAUAUCUCCAAGGCCGGGAGAAGCAAGGCAGUCUGCCGAACAAAGACGAAGGAUUGGCUCCGAGACUGGCUCGUUGGUUCAAUGCUAUGUCGGCUCCGGAAAAAGAGGAUCUCUUGCUCAACACGAAGCACAUGGAACCUCUUGUGUCUGUCAUGUAUAUUGAUGGCUACGAACGUGAAGUGUGGCAAUGGCUGCAAGUCCUCUACGAAUGUUCGUUCAACAACUUGACCUCCAUACCUAGCGAUGAAUCUGCCCCAGAUGGUAUGGCUUAUCUUCGGGCGGAGGACCGCCUCGUGUCUCUCAUGAUCAAGGAAACCGCUCGCCGGAGUCGGCUACAAGAGGCAGUUCAACUCUACACUCAAGCACAUGAAUACCGGUUGAAGUCGAGAGGUAAAUCCGCCCCAGAACCACUUCAGCACUCCUGGCGCCAAGUGGCCGGAGCAAUCUUGUUACAAAAUAAAUUGAGCCAAAAACGCGUCUCUGCUCCUCUUUACAACUUGUUGUUAAGAUACGGCAUCCCCAUCGAAUCUUCUCCUUUCGACCCUGCCAUUCUCCAGGUCUAUCAUCCAGACUCUCCCUCAGCAAAGAGCUUGUAUCAGAGGCUGAGAAGCUCGUCUUUUGUCGACGAACUCGCCAAGUGGCAGAAAAGCCCCAACAAGCUGGUGCGGAAGAUAUGGCUGGGAUCGAUCCUCGACGCCGCCGGACUAUCUCUAGCCCAAGGCCAUGACCAUGAAGCCCGGGAAUUCCUCCAGUUCGCAGAAAGGACGUAUCCGGACUUCUUGCGGCCCCACGAGGAAGAGGCUGAUACGGCCGAACGACUGCAAUUGGCGCGUCAAGAGAUGCUUGUUAGGAAAGAAUUCCGCUCGUCUGGGUUUGCAACAGCCCCCGCAUUGCAGGCAUUGGUGUGA
Molecule: messenger RNA, 1290 nt
Organism: Cladophialophora carrionii CBS 160.54
Lineage: Eukaryota; Fungi; Ascomycota; Eurotiomycetes; Chaetothyriales; Herpotrichiellaceae
Exons: 1
Coding region: 1-1290 (429 amino acids)
Source: RefSeq, a predicted model, not a curated record